Molecule: messenger RNA, 5055 nt
Organism: Schistosoma haematobium
Lineage: Eukaryota; Metazoa; Platyhelminthes; Trematoda; Strigeidida; Schistosomatidae
Gene: FOXRED1
Product: FAD-dependent oxidoreductase domain-containing protein 1
Exons: 9
Coding region: 520-1539 (339 amino acids)
Cellular component (GO): cytoplasm
Molecular function (GO): oxidoreductase activity
Source: RefSeq, a predicted model, not a curated record
ACACUAAAAAGCUCAGGCGGAGUUCCAACUGUAGCGCAACAUUUUUAGAAAAUCACAUGCUGAAGUUUGGAUUAAAUCGAUUAAACUAUGCCGUAUCUUCUGGCCUUGUCAAAAGUCAAAAAAGAAGCAUAUACACAAGGCUACCUUUAAAAUGGUCUACUUCACAUAUUACAUAUAGAGAAGAUCAAGUUCCGAGAAACACAGAUAUGCUAGUUAUCGGUGGAGGUAUCAUAGGUUGGGCAACAGCUUUUUGGCUCCGACGUGAUUCAAAGUUUUCUGUCACUGUUGUUGAGAAGGAUCCUACAUAUAGUCAGUCAGCCACAGUUCUUGGACUAGGAUCUAUACGACAACAAUUUUCAGAACCAGAAAAUAUACAGAUGUCAUUGUUUUCAAUCGAGUUUUUGAGAAAUGUCUCAAAUUAUCUAUCGGUGGAAGGUUUGAAACGAGUAAUUUUAUAAAUUGUUUAGUUAAGAUCCAACAGAAAGCAUAGAUAUUGGUUUCAAUCCUCAAGGUUGUUUAAUGUUAGCAAAUGCUGAGAAUGUGGAUUUGUUAAGAGAGAAUUAUUUAUUACAGAUUGAUCUAGGAGCAAAAGUUGAACUGCUAACUAAAGACGAUCUGUCUGCGCGUUGGCCAUGGAUGAAUGUUGACGAUAUUGAAAUGGGUUGCUACGGUUAUGAAAAUGAAGGAUGGUUUGACCCUUUUCUUUUACUGAAGGCAUUGAAAAUAAAAUGUCAUUUCAUGGGAGUAAACUAUGUUGUUGGAGAAGUGACUGACUUCCAUGCUAGUCCAUUCAUUAUGGUAUCUUCUUCUGGUGGGGAGUCACAGAGACCUCCAGUAUUAUGUAAACCUUUACGUUCUGCUACAAUUUCCCUUCCCAACCAAAUGAAUAUUUCUAUUAGUUUUAAUUCAGUAGUAAAUGCAGCCGGUCCAUGGGCAGCACAUGUGGCUGAAUUGGCUGAAAUUGGCAGCGAAAAUCUUCCUUUACGUUUACCAGUUGAGCCAAGAUAUCGUCAAAUUUUCGUUGUGCGACCUAAAAAUACACUUAGUCAUAUAGAAAGUCAUUAUCCAUUACCUGGUUUAGAUAUGCCAUUUAUGAUAGAUCAUAAUCGUUUAUUUAUUGAACGUCGUGAUCUUUCCGGGGAAUUUAUUGUUUAUUCUGAUAAUCCUAAAUUUGAUUCUCUUAAUAAUAAUUGUAAUAAACAAAAUUCGGUGAAUCAUGAAUUUUUCCAUGAAUAUAUUCAACCGUUAUUGUGUAAACGUAUACCAGGAUUUAAAGAUGCUGAAGUAACUUCAGGUUGGAUAUCCAUAUGUGAUUAUAAUACAUGGGAUCAAAAUUUAAUUAUUGGUUCCCAUCCAUUACAUACUAACAUGUAUUUUUGCAAUGGUUCAAGUGGUCAUGGUACACAGCAUGCUAUAGCAAUUGGAAAAUCAAUUUCUGAAUUGAUUGCCUUUCAACAAUAUAAAACAUUCGAUCUAGUACGUUUCUCAUUUGAUCGUUUAUUUUCUAAUCAAACUGUGAAUGAAGUGAAUUGUUUUUAAAAGUUUUCUUGUAGUUGUUCAUUCAUCGCCUUAUUGAAUUAUUCAAUUUAAAAAAAUUUGUAAAUAAAUAUAUAAUUUGUUUGUUUUUUUCUUUUUGUUACGAUCCUCCUGUUCUUCUAUAAAUUGAUAUUAGCAUAUUUAUUAUGCAUUGUUAAUUUAGUUAAUUAAUGUAACUCAGAAGUAAGCAAGUUCAUCCUCAUAUACUUGACUUUAAGCUAUAAUUGUUGUUGGUCUGCAGAGAUUAGCGACUAAUUAUACUAUCUUCUUAUCAAGACUGAAAUAUAUGGAAUGAGUUUUGAAGCUACUACUUGACUGUUUCAACCAUUAGGCUCUACUAUUAUACAUAGUAUAACAAUUGCACAUUUUUGAACAAAUUAUCAUUAUGUAAUCUACGUAUUAAUAAGCUAUCCAAGUCUAAACAUAUUGCAUGUUAUUUCAAAGCCAAACGGUGGGGUGAAAGAUGAUAACAAGGGAUACUAUUUGACGGAACCGAUUGUACACUUAGUUCAAGUCUUACCCUAAAUAUUUCUCUUUCCUGGUCAAAGGGAUUGAUGUAUCUGCCAAUAAUUUGUGGACACUAUUCGGUCUACCAACUACAGUAACCUAGUCAUUUUUAGUCUUCCCAUGUAGCAGGUUAGACAAGCGUUUAAAGAGGCUUAUGUAUCUGUAUCUCUAAGUCAUUGAUCUUAAUCGAUUUGUUGUAUCUCAGAUGAACCGGUUGAGAAGUUGGUUCUAAUUCUGAUGUGAUUGUGACUAGAGUGGUUUGUCUUUCGAAUUGAAUUGUCACGGAAUAGUUCUUUUCGAAUUAGUUAUUCAAAAUUUUACAGAAUAGUCGCAAUUUCAAAGUAAAAGUAGGUGAAAAAAUUUGACGACAAUUUUCUGAUAGCAGUUUAUUUAGGAAAAUAGUUCCUGGUGCUUUCUUUUCUUUGUUUUGUAUGGUUAUACUACAGAAAAAAAUCACAAUAUUAUUACACUUGACUAAUAUCAUAUUGGUCGUACAAAUAUUAGUCGAGUAAUAACUAUAAUUUAUCCUACCUUCACUGUUAUCACAAACCCAUUUCUUAAUUCAAUCUCAUUCUUAUUAAAUAAGAUAAAUCAUAUUUGACAAUGGUAGGAAUAAUGCAAUGAAAAUUACAAGUUAUCUAAUUUAUCGGAAGCAGAGUGGAUUACUUAACAUCAAUUAUUUGUCAGAAAGAGAACUUCUUUAAGUAUACCAAAUUUUGCGAAAUGAGAUAACUUUAACGGUUCUCCAAACAGUUUAGUAUCUGUUCUUCAGAUUCAUUUAUUCAGAAUGAAUUUCAGCUCUUCAAAGGCUAAUCGAUUUGACUGAUAUGCUUUGACUUUAUUUUUAGACUACUAAUUAGUAGAUUAUUUUCUUCUUAAUGGAAAAUCAGUUUCAUUUGUGCUACAAACGUGCAUUUGCUGAGUUUUCCAAAAAGUAUUUUAAAAAUUAAACUUAAUCUUUUAUAUUCUUAGGAUCAGAAAUGAUAAAACUGUUAGCAUACAGAGUUUAACAUUACAGUACGUUUCAAAAUCCUAUGUGUCUAUACUAACUUUAUAAUUACCAUUAAGAAAUGGAACCGUGACAAGUUAACACUGUGACAUAAGCUUUCUGUCCUCCUCCAAAAAUAUUAUAAACAGAUUUGAUUAUAUUCAUUCAGUGUGAUAUUUUCAACAAAGAUUCAAGGCAACAUGCUGAAAUUCUCUUAACCAUGUUACUCCUUAUGGUUACUAGAGUGAGAUAAAGAACAACACUGAUAAUACAUCAGUUGGUUUCUCAACGAAUAGAAAUGUUUGAUAUUUCAACUAGUGUAUGCGUGUUCUGUAUUCUUAAUUAUCUAGAUUAAUAAUCGUAGAGUAUUCGUCUAUUAAAUACUCUAAUACUAUUGUGAUUAGUCAAAACACUAGUUGGUACCAUCUGCUUUUUUUAAAGAAUCCAACUUAGUAAUAAUUAUCCCAGCAUAUUGUGGCCAGUUUGAAAUUUCUCUUCGACUUUUCAUUUGUUGGAAAUAAAUAGACUACCAUAUGCCUAUUAUUAAUUUCAAAUUUGAACUAUAUAUGGAAAGUUCCCGUAUUACUGAAUGGUAUGAUCACUCCGAACUUAUUCAUGAUAACUGAUUAAAUCAGCAUGUACUAAAUAGUUGGACAGAAUAAUACUCAAAACCUUGACAUUAAAUCACACUUGUCGCCUAACCACUUCGUAAAGUUAAACCUAUCUCCAUCAAACAACUUUCAAUAGAGUAACUUUUAGGGUAGUCCCCUAAUAUUUAUACUAACAAAUGCAGUGUAACCCAAACGUACUCAUAAAAUGUUUUGAUCUUAUUUAGACUAUAUUAUGCGUAGUUGUAAGGAAACACACGAAGUAUUUUAUUUUCUAAGGUCAGUUCAUUUGGGUCUCAAAGCAGUGAAGAAUGGCCGUUAAUGCUGGUUAUGGAUUAUUUACAACCAGACAAUUACAUGGUUGCCGAAAGUUAUUUUUCGUUAUGUAGAAAUAACGUAAUAUUCAGUAGGAUACUGAUUAUAUGUCAUGCAUGGGUUUACCGGGUAUUAUGUAAUUAUAUAAACAAAUGGUAGUGUAUUAAAUUCAAUGUUUAACAUAACAAUCGUAACUGUUAUCAAACAAAAUUACUUAAUUCAAGCUUGGGGUAAACUUACCACUAUUUUUAACAAUAACUCUGGCCGUAGCCAUUCUAGGAUUACUACCGAUCCCAAUCCCGGGUAAAGGAGGAGGGCCGGGCAUAAGUCAGUAACCCCAUCCCGUAGAAAACAACCUUGCUAAGAAACCACUAACCAGGAUAAACAACUAAAACCAUUUAAAUUCCACCCUCGGAAUCGAAGAAUAUUCAUGCAUAAGAGUUAUGACGCCUCAUGGUGAAAGCUGAGAUUCUUCAAAAACCACGAAGCCGACGACCCUUCUAACAACCAGAGCAACGAUAAAUAUUGGUAUAUGGAAUGUCUGAAUAAUGUGGGAGGACCAGUUAAAUAGCUGCGCAAAUGAGGAGAUACAACAUGGUGGUUCUUGGACUCAGUGGAAUCGAUUGGACCCAAGCUAAACAGGAAAGGAGGGAUGCUGCUUUACUCUGCUUAUGAAGAAGAGACUGCUUCGAACAUUCAGGGAGUUGCUCUAAUUCUGUCCAAAUAAGCACGUAAUGCACUUAUAGGAUGAGAAUCUCAUGGACCCAGAAUCAGCAAAGCAUCCUUUAAAACAAAGGAAGGAAUCAACAUGGAUGUUAUGCACCCACCAAUGAUAACCACAAAAAUGAUGAAGAUCAGUUGUAUGAGAAGCUUCGAUCGAUCAUAGCGAAGUGAUUUCGUAUGUCUUCUUAGGAUAAAUAGUUUAUUAAGCCAACAGCUUCUAACUAGGUGAUAUUAGAAAUCUAGAUACUAGGUCUCGUCAGAGAAUUUGACAUUAGUCGUGUAAAUUGACCAGUAUUUUAUAAAUGAGUUACAUCAUUACUUCAAUCGAAAACACGGCAACCUAAUUACUAAACAUCUAUUACAUUUGCCUAAACAUGU